Molecule: messenger RNA, 3610 nt
Organism: Cherax quadricarinatus
Lineage: Eukaryota; Metazoa; Arthropoda; Malacostraca; Decapoda; Parastacidae
Source: RefSeq, a predicted model, not a curated record
GUAUUUACAUACGGUACGCAUAUUAUUUACUAGCAUUGUGUAACUACCGGUAGUUAUGUCUUGUCAGGCGGGUUAACACGCCUGACAGAGUCUGGUUUAUCCAUGACUGACUGGCAUCUGUUUGGGAAGCGACCACCAGUGUCCCGGGAUGAAUGGGAGAAGGAGUUCAGCCAGUAUCAAGCGUUCCCUGAAUACAAAUUGAAAAACAGAGAUAUGACCCUAGAGGAGUUCAAAUUUAUAUGGUGGAUGGAAUAUGGGCAUCGCCAGUGGGGUCGAACCAUUGGCACAUUCUUCCUGUUGCCUGCUGCCUACUUCUGGCAUAAAGGCUGGUUCACUCGAGCAAUGAAGAAGAGAGUUGUCGCCUGUGGGGUUCUUAUUGGCUUUCAGGGUCUGCUGGGAUGGUACAUGGUCAAGUCUGGUCUUGAGGACCGUUUUAAAGACCCUUCAGAUGUACCUAGGGUCUCACAGUACCGACUGAUGGCCCAUCUUGGAUCUGCAUUUGUCCUCUACAGUCUUUUUCUCUGGAAUGCUCUUGCAGUAACCUAUCCUCCUCAGAAAAUUCAACAGGUAACUGCACAAGCACGGAAGUUCCGCAUGCUUGCUCACAUGACUAAGGGCUGGGUGUUCAUCACAGCACUUUCAGGAGCUCUGGUAGCAGGGCUGGAUGCAGGAUUGGUAUACAACUCCUUCCCAAAGUUUGCUGAUCGGUGGAUUCCCAGUGACCUCUUGGCCUUAUCCCCAACACUAAGAAACUUUACUGAAAACCCCACAACAGUACAGUUUGAUCACAGGGUUAUGGGAACAGUCUCGGUGUGCUUAGCCACAGCCUUAAUGCUGUGGUGUCGGAGAGGGAUGAAACUUCCACCGCGGGCAUACACUGCUGCCACAGCUCUUGGUGCUGUUACCUGGAUGCAGGUUGGCCUCGGCAUUUCAACAUUGUUACUGUAUGUUCCUGUUGCACUGGCUGCCAUGCAUCAAUCUGGCUCGCUCCUGACACUCUCCUGUGCUCUCUGGCUCACUCAUGAACUAAAAUAUGUCAAGAAGAUCCCUAAGUAAACCAAGGUACAGGAAAAAGUUCAGUGUAGUAUGAUGAUAGAUAAAGUUAGAGCAUUAGUACUCAUAGCUUAUUAAAGAAUCACAGUAUGUAUACUUAAGCAUAAUUUUGUGUAUACGUGAAGUGUUUUUCAUCAAACCGGCCAUAUCCCACUGAGGCAGGGUGACCUAAAAAAAAAUGAAAGUACAUGUAUACAUUAAGUGAAACGGCCAAUUUUUAUAAAAUGUUAGUUAUUGAAAUAAAUUCUCUUUGCUGUAGUCUAUUUACUACUGUAUUAAGAAUGCAAUAUAAUGAAUCAUAAGAGAUUGUUGUUUAUAAUGUUAAGCCUUUAACCUUACAUGCUUCUGGUAUGUAUAGUUUCAAGAGUUGUUCUGGCAUUUGUCUGGCCUGAGGUCAGACUUCCCUGUUGGGUACCUGAUCAUCCACACUGUUGUAGCCCACAGCCUGCAGGCUCAUAUAGGCAUCACAGCCGGGCUGAUCGGCACUUUUUUGCAGAAAUAUAUUCAUUUACCUCUUGAAAACUUCUAUACGUGUUCUGCUAUAUAUUAUUUCUUACAUCAUCUGCAACACACAUUAAUCCCCCACUUAAUAGCCAGAAUGCUGUCCGGUCACUAAGCAGCUUGUGUGUCUCAUAUUUUGUCCAAAACUUGAUGAUAAAAAUGUUGCUGUGAUGUUGAAAAUAUGUUAGAGCUUACACCAGGAUUAUUGUAGUAAUCAUUUGAAGCUCUAAUCCCAAAAGGGUUGUGCAGUUCCCAGGAGGUAAUCAUGUUUGAUCCAGUAAAUGGGAGGUUGGUUCUAAUUCCUUAGAACAAGAGCUCUUUAUUAGCAUAUCUGCAACAUAUUUUAGUUUUAACACAGUGGCCGUCUCUCACUGUCGCAGGGUGACCCCCAAAAAAAAGACAAAGGUUUCUUUUUUCAUAUUUAGCAAAUAAUACAGAAGGGGGUUAGUAGCCCCUUGCUCCUGCCACAUAUAUCCAUAUGAAUUAGUCAUGUUUUUUACCCAGAAAUAGCUUGAAGAUUAAAUUUAUAAAUAUUCAGAUUAUCCAAAGAAGUGUAGAUGAAUGGUUCGGAGAAGGGACAGGUUGAUAAAUUAGACACAUGUGCAACACUUGGGUAUCUUUAAUGAGGAAAUGUUUUGCCAUACAGUAGCUUCAUCAGUCCAUACAAAAGAGAAUGGUGAAGAACAGGAAGUACAUUGUGUAUACAUUCCUAAGAUAUAUGCUGUAUGACCUUUACUUGUUUCUAAGAUAUAUACUGACUGUAUGACCUAUACCUGUUUCUAAGAUAUAUACUGACUGUAUGACCUAUACCUGUUUCUAAGAUAUAUGCCUUAUGACCUUUGCCUAUUUCUAAGAUUAAUACUUCAUGACCUUUAUGUUUUUGGCACUUACCAGUAAAUGUAAUAAUAGGAAUAAUUCAGCAAAUGGAACUCAGUUCCUGGAGGUGUGCAGGGCAGUGGCUGCACUUGGUGGGCAGGACAGUGGCUACACUUGGUGGGCAGGACAGUGGCUGCACUUGGUGAGCAGGACAGUGGCUGCACUUGGUGAGCAGGACAGUGGCUGCACUUGGUGGGCAGGACAGUGGCUGCACUUGGCAUGUAGGACAGUGGCUGCACUUGGUGGGCAGGACAGUGGCUGCACUUGGUGGGCAGGACAGUGGCUGCACUUGGCAUGUAGGACAGUGGCUGCACUUGGUGGGCAGGACAGUGGCUGCACUUGGUGUGCAGGACAGUGGCUGCAUUUGGUGGGCAGGACAGUGGCUGCACUUGGUGUGCAGGACAGUGGCUGCACUUGGAAGGAGGGAUGGGAAUGUUACAGUUAAACUGCAAUAUCGCCACAUUAAACUGUAAUGUCAACACACUUCUGGCAAAACAACUAUUGAAUGAAAAAUGGUGACUGUUUCCGUUUUUUUAAUUCCCUGGUGUGAGGCAGCUGUAGAGGCAAAAAAUAAUAAUGUGCACUCCCAGCUGCUGCUAUAUUCAGAAUGUGUUGAGAGGCCGCUAGAAAGUGCACAACAUUCGCCACUCGUAGCACAUGUCCUGAACUGUACAGAAGUGCCUUUUUCCACAACAAAAGUGUUGAGACUCCCAGGUUAACAAUUUUAAAAGUGCCAUCCAGUAAUUCAUGGAUUUCUAAAUCAUUAUGUCAAAUCAUGUCUCAAAUCAUUUUGGUCACACUGUCAAUAUUGACAUGAUUUGUUAAUAUAUUUCGUAUGCAUUGUAGUUCUAGUAUAUAAUAGUUUUUAUAUAUGUAGUACUGUAAUAUCAUCUUAUGUCGCAAUAGCAUUUUAAAUUGCAAUAAAAUACUUAAACAUUUUGAACCUUUUUUAAACUUGAAGACAACAAAGAUAGAGACUGAUGAAAGACUAACAUUAAUAUUCUUUUAAUGAGUUCAAAUUUGUUUCAAAUUUUUUUAAUAGUUUAUAAGAAAUAUCCAAAGAAAAAUUAUUCUAUAUGUGUUUAUUCAACUUUUGUUCUUACAUCAUAUUGUUUAUUGGCUUUUUCAUUUGUGCUUUGAGAAUAUAUUUAAAUUAUUAUAAAGAAAUUUAUACUAUUAA